This is a messenger RNA of Melampsora larici-populina 98AG31, 753 nucleotides long. RefSeq lists its product as uncharacterized. The record is from RefSeq and is a predicted model, not a curated record. Bases 1 to 753 code for a protein of 250 amino acids. NCBI's taxonomy places the organism in Eukaryota, Fungi, Basidiomycota, Pucciniomycetes, Pucciniales, Melampsoraceae. The transcript has 3 exons.
AUGAACCAAUCGCAGAAAAAGAAGUUGCGGGCUCAGGCCGAACGGAAAAGUUCACAAAGGACUCCUAAAGGCUUGCCGGCCCCUGACAAGAAUAAUUUUGAAGGAGAUUCAUCACUGAUUCCCUCGGAUCAAUCUAACCAACAGGAUCUUCAAAAGGAACUCGGAGCCAUCAAGAAACUUGCUGGGAUCUUCGAGAUGAUGCCCUGCAUAGGAUUCCCAUCACAUCCAACAUUAGCUGCGAAAAGCAAACCGACAGCGCUUUUCUAUAACCAAGAGCUGCAGAGAUCCCUGACUUCCGAUUUUAUUGACAUCUCAUUAUCUAGUUCCGAGGAUCCACCCCCUCCCUUAGCCGAAAUCCUUUUCGCGAGACGUCCUUAUCUAAGCGACAUACUCGUGGAACAUGGGAAAUGCGCCGGUCUUGGGCCUUCCUCCGUUACCGAAAUCCUCGAACCAAUAGCAGAAGGACCCAUUCCUUCUCAUGACCGACUUGCACUUGAACGCUUGGCAUUUUGUUCACGAGGUCUAUUGUAUCAAUUGAGAAAGCCCAAAAGUAUCUCACCAAGAAGAAGACGUGAACUACAAGGACAAAGAGUUACCGAUUCUAUUGCGAGUAGAAUGGAAGAGGAUUUUGUUAGAGGUCUUGGUAUUGCAACUCCGAUUGAACCAUUUACAAAGGAAGAAUUGUUUCAAUUCUUGAUCGAAUCCUUGUGGAUUUGGGUGCAAGAUGCUCGCUGCAAGAUUGAAUUACGGUGA